Messenger RNA from Prorocentrum cordatum, 1028 nucleotides. The record is from the annotation of a GenBank genome assembly. Lineage: Eukaryota; Dinophyceae; Prorocentrales; Prorocentraceae.
GAGGGCCCGCCUGCGGGCGGCCUACUUCGACCCGCUCGAGCGAGUCCGCCUGCGGGCAGGCAGCCGCCGCUGGUGGUGGCUGCACCCAGAGGCCCUCGGCACCAUCUCGCGCUCGCUGGGCACCGACAAGUUCGCCCUCGUGGACGGGCUGCUGCCUGAGAGCGAGGUGGAUGCGCUCGGCGAGUCGGCGAGGCGGCUGUUUGCGCUGCGGCAGAUGCGCGCGGGCGUGGACGAGCAGCAGGGCGGCCACGGCGGCUACUGGGGCACGGGCAACGAGGGGGACUUCCAGAACCGGCGCGGGCCGGAGCGCCAGUGGGCGAUGGAGGGGGACUACCGUGCGUGGAUAGGCGGCGACGACCAGCCGAGCAGCAGAGCUGCGGCCCUUCACCUCUGCCCUCGACGCGCUGCUGGCCGCGCUCGGGGGCGGCGGCGCCGCGGGCGGAGACGCGUCGGUGGCCGAGCGGAUCGGCCGCAUCCACUUCCGCGAGAGGUCAACCCGAACCAUGGUGGCGUGCUACCCUGGCGAGGCCCGCGGAAGGUACCUGCGCCACUGCGACACGGGGCGGGGGGCCGCCCUGACGGCCAUACUGUACCUCAACCGCGGCUGGUCUGCCGAGGACGGCGGGCAGCUGCGCCUCUACGAGGAGGGGUUCCACAACACGCAGGUCAGGGCGGACGUGGCCCCCCUGGCUGGCCGCCUGCUGCUAUUCUGGGCGACCGAGGAGUGCCCGCACGAGGUGCUGCCGGCGCGGCGCGACCGCUUCGCCAUGACCAUCUGGUGCCGCGACACGGCCAGAUGGACGCGGCCGGGCUGGCCGACGCGGUGCUCCGAUGCUCCGCGGUGGCGCCGCUGAGCCUGGAGGGGGCCGCGGCGGCCGCUUCGCUGGUGUUCGCCGAUGGCGGGGAGCAGCCUCUUGGGGGAGCAGACGGCAUCCGGCGCCGGUCUCGGCCGGCAGCGCCGAGCGGAGGGCCUCCUCCUCCGCCUCCGCUCACCUCCCCUCGGGGAAGACGGGGCGGCAUCGGCAGAG